Messenger RNA from Nerophis lumbriciformis (worm pipefish), 5692 nucleotides. RefSeq names its product disco-interacting protein 2 homolog Bb (gene dip2bb). The record is from RefSeq and is a predicted model, not a curated record. Lineage: Eukaryota; Metazoa; Chordata; Actinopteri; Syngnathiformes; Syngnathidae.
AGUGGAGUCAGUCAGUCAGUCAGUCAGUCAUGGCGGCGUCUGCUGCUGCUGCUGCUGGGAGACUCCGGGAUGGAGUAAACGCCGCAGCCGCCGCCUCUUGACUCCUUCUCGCCACCUUCAUGCGGGACCGUCGCCUGCGUCGGCAGAGAUAUCGCGAACACCCAGCAGCAGGCUGCCCGCGCUCCCCGCCAUGGCCGACCGAGGCGUCGAUUUGUCGGCUCUGCCUAAAGAGGUCAGGGACCAGCUGGCGGAGUUGGACUUGGAGCUGUCCGAAGGUGACAUCACACAGAAGGGCUACGAGAAGAAAAGGACCAAACUCCUGGUGCCAUACAUCAUCCACACCCCAGUGGAACCGCCCCCGAGGAACGACGUGCGGCCGCCAGCUCCCAGUUCCUCCUCCGGCCACGGCCCCCCUCCUUCCAGCUCAUCCCGUUACCGCGAAAGGCGCUCCCGUAGAACGCAUCGCAAUGGCGGAACCAGGGAUGACCGCUACCGAUCAGAUAUCCACUCUGAAGCUGUCCAAGCUGCUCUGGCUAAACAUAAAGAGGAAAAGAUGGCGCUGCCCAUGCCUACAAAACGCCGAUCAACAUAUGUGCCGUCGCCCAUCGAAACGCGUACGCCACCAGACUCCUCGUCGGCCUCUGAAGACGAAACGUCUGUGCGUAGGCAGUCGUCAUUGGUCAUCCCCGUCCCUUUGCACAAUCCCAACGCGCAGAGCCUCGACUAUUGGAUUAACCGCACCACCCAGGGUUCGUCUACGUCCUCAUCGGCCUCCUCCACCAUGUCCCACGGAGAGCCUAAACCGCAGUCUCAGAACCAGCCUCAGCCUCAGUACAAGCCUCAGUACCAACCUCUGUACAAGCCUCAGUACCAGCCGCACUAUCAACCCCAUCAGGAGCCACACGCCGCCGCCGUCACCGACAUGAUGGCGCACAGCCGCAUCGCCCCCUCUGAGAACAGUGCCCCGCCUCCAGAUGUGACCGCCGUUGCUCUCCCAGCCAGAGGCCCGCGGGUGGACUUGCCCUCCAACGCCACCGUUCGUGGGAUGAGUCGAGGGCAGAGUCGUUCCAGCAUGAUGGAGACCGCAGACGGAAGAAUUAAUCUCCAGAGAGUUCCAGUGAACAGCAGGGUGUCCACCAAGAUCCAGCAACUGCUAAACACCCUGAAGAGGCCAAAGAGGCCACCCCUCAGUGAGUUUUUCACGGACGACUCUGAAGAGAUAGUCGAAGUGCCCCAGCCGGACCCUAACACACCCAAGCCGGAAGGCCGUCAGAUCAUCCCGGUGAAAGGCGAGCCUCUGGGGGUGGUCAGUAACUGGCCCCCAGCCUUGCAGGCUGCGUUGGCCCGGUGGGGGGCCACACAGGGAAAAAGCCCGGCCCUCACAGCUCUCGACAUCACAGGCAAACCGCUGUACACGCUGACGUAUGGGAAGCUGUGGAGUCGCAGUGUGAAGCUGGCGUUCACUCUUCUCAAUAAGCUGGGCACCAAGAAUGAGCAGAUUCUCAAACCCGGAGACAGGGUGGCACUGGUGUUCCCUAACAGUGACCCUGGGAUGUUCUGGGUGGCCUUCUAUGGCUGCCUCCUGGCUGAGGUCAUACCUGUACCCAUAGAGGUGCCCCUGUCUCGCAAGGAUGCGGGCAUCAGCCAGGUGGGGUUUCUCCUCGGUAGCUGUGGUGUCGGCCUGGCACUGACCAGCGAGAUUUGUCUGAAGGGUCUACCUAAGACCCCAGCUGGAGAAAUAAUGCAGUUCAAAGGCUGGCCUCGGAUGAAGUGGGUGAUUACAGACUCCAAAUAUCUGACUAAGCCUUCUAAAGACUGGCAGCCGCACAUCCCAACGGCCAAUACUGACCCAGCAUACAUCGAGUACAAGGCCAAUAAAGAGGGCACCGUGGUGGGUGUGGCUGUGUCCAAAGUGGCCAUGCUGACCCACUGCCAGGCACUGACUCAGGCCUGCAACUACUGCGAGGGGGAGACAUUAGUGAAUGUUCUGGACUUUAAGAAAGACAUGGGUCUGUGGCAUGGGGUUCUCACGGCUGUGAUGAACAGGAUCCACACUAUAAGUGUUCCCUAUGCAGUCAUGAAGGCGUGUCCUCUCUCCUGGGUGCAGAGGGUCCACAUUCACAAAGCUCGUUUAGCUUUGGUGAAGUGCCGGGACCUGCACUGGGCCAUGAUGGCUCACCGGGAGCAGAGAGACAUUAGCCUGGUGUCUUUGCGGAUGCUGAUUGUUGCUGAUGGCGCCAACCCCUGGUCAGUUUCCUCCUGCGAUGCCUUCCUGAACGUGUUCCAGUCUCACGGGCUGAAGCCGGAAGUUAUCUGUCCCUGCGCUACAUCCCCUGAGGCCAUGACAGUGGCUAUACGCAGACCUGGAUUACCGGGCGCGCCACUUCCCGCCCGUGCCGUCCUUUCCCUUGGCGGCCUGAGCCAUGGGGUCAUCAGGGUCAAUACAGAAGACAAGAACUCAGCCCUCACCGUGCAGGACGUGGGGCAUGUUAUGCCAGGAGCUCUGAUGUGCAUUGUUAAACCAGACGGGCCUCCUCAGUUAUGUAAAACCGAUGAGAUCGGAGAGAUAAUAAUCAACUCCCGAGCUGGGGGCACAAUGUACUACGGCCUGCCCGGGGUCACCAAAAACACCUUUGAGGUGAUACCGGUCAAUGCUAAUGGAGUCCCCAUUGGAGAGAUUCCAUUUGUGCGGUCAGGACUCUUGGGGUUUGUUGGUCCGGGAAGUCUGAUCUUUGUUGUGGGCAAGAUGGAGGGUCUCCUACAAGUGAGCGGACGGAGACACAACGCCGACGACCUCGUGGCCACUGCACUCGCCGUGGAGCCGGUCAAGACAGUGUACCGCGGGAGGAUCGCUGUGUUCUCAGUCACUGUGUUCUACGACGAGAGGGUCGUGAUUGUGGCAGAGCAGAGGCCGGACGCCAGCGAGGAGGACAGCUUCCAGUGGAUGAGUCGCGUCCUUCAGGCCAUUGACAGUAUCCACCAGGUCGGCCUCUACUGCCUUGCUCUAGUCCCAGCCAACACCUUACCAAAAACACCUCUGGGGGGCAUCCACAUUUCCGACACCAAGCAGUUCUUCUUAGAGGGCAACCUCCACCCUUGCAACAUCCUCAUGUGUCCACACACCUGUGUCACCAACCUGCCCAAACCCCGGCAGAAGCAGCCAGUUGGCGUUGGUCCUGCAUCCGUGAUGGUGGGAAACCUGGUGGCAGGGAAGAGGAUCGCCCAGGCAUCAGGCAGAGAGCUCGGCGUGAUUGAAGAUCAGGAUCUUGUCCGGAAACUCUGUAUGUGGCCCACUGUCAUGCAUCAGUAUUUGGCAGAAGCACUACAGUGGAGGGCACAGACUGAUCCAGACCAUGUUCUUUACGUGCUUCUUAACGCCAAGGGAGUGGCUGUGAGCACGGCAACCUGCGUUCAGCUUCACAAGCGAGCCGAGAAGAUUGCGGCGGCGCUCAUGGAGAAAGGCAGCAUCAACACCGGCGAGAACGUUGUGUUGCUUUAUACUCCUGGUAUUGACUUGAUCGCCUCCUUUUAUGGCUGCCUCUACGCCGGUUGUGUCCCCGUAAACGUCAGACCUCCACACCCUCAGAACCUGGCGGCCACGCUGCCUACUGUCCGUAUGAUCAUUGACGUCAGUAAAGCAGCAUGUAUCCUCACAACUCAAAAUCUGAUGCGGAUUCUUCGCUCCAAAGAGGCUGCAGCAUCUGUAAACAUUAAAACAUGGCCGACAAUCAUAGACACUGAUGAUCUUCCUCGCCGCCGGCCUCCUCAGAUCUAUAAGCCGCCCACAGCCGAGAUGAUAGCCUAUCUGGACUUCAGUGUGUCCACUACGGGCAUGCUCACUGGAGUCAAGAUCUCUCAUGCAGCGGUCAGUGCGCUGUGCCGCUCUAUAAAACUGCAGUGUGAGCUUUACUCUUCUCGCCAAAUCGCCAUCUGCCUGGAUCCUUACUGCGGUCUGGGCUUUGUCUUGUGGUGCCUCGCUAGUGUUUACUCAGGUCAUCAGUCCAUCCUGAUUCCUCCGUUUGAGCUGGAGACCUGCUUGUCCCUGUGGCUCAGCACGCUCAGUCAGUAUCGUGUCAGAGACACCUUCUGCUCCUACUCCGUCAUGGAGUUCUGCACCAAAGGACUGGGCACUCAAACGGAGUUGCUCAAGGCUCGUGGCGUCAACCUGUCGUGCGUGCGAAGCUGCGUGGUGAUUGCAGAGGAGCGCCCUCGCCUGGCCCUCACACACUCUUUCUCUAAGCUGUUUAAAGAUCUGGGGUUGUCAACCAGGGCUGUCAGCACCGCUUUUGGAUCCAGGGUUAACCUGGCUGUCUGUCUGCAGGGUACCACUGGUCCUGAUCCUUGUACAGUGUACGUGGACAUGAAGUCGCUUCGCCAUGACAGGGUGAGACUGGUUGAGAGAGGAGCUCCUCAGAGUCUUCCGCUGAUGGAGUCUGGCAAGAUAUUGCCAGGCGUUAGAGUCAUAAUCGUGAACCCAGAGACCAGAGGCCCGCUCGGAGACUCUCAUCUCGGAGAGAUUUGGGUAAACAGCCCUCAUAAUGCCAGUGGUUACUACACAAUCUACGGAGAGGAAAGUCUUCAGGCCGACCACUUUAACACCAAGCUGAGCUUUGGGGACCCGCAGACCUUAUGGGCCAGAACCGGAUACUUGGGCUUUGUGAAGAGGACCGAGCUCCUGGAUGCCAGUGGAGAUCGGCAUGAUGCUCUUUUUGUGGUGGGAUCGCUGGACGAGACCCUGGAGCUCCGUGGGCUUCGCUACCACCCCAUUGACAUUGAGACAUCCGUGUCUCGUGCCCACCGCAGUAUCGCUGAGAGUGCUGUGUUUACAUGGACCAACCUAUUGGUGGUGGUGUCGGAGCUGUGCGGUUCAGAGCAGGACGCGCUGGACCUGGUGCCUCUGAUAACAAACGUGGUCCUGGAGGAGCACCACCUCAUUGUGGGCGUGGUUGUCAUCGUGGACCCCGGGGUCAUUCCCAUCAACUCACGGGGGGAGAAGCAACGCAUGCACCUUCGGGACUCAUUUCUGGCCGACCAGCUGGAUCCCAUUUAUGUCGCUUACAACAUGUAAGGGUUGGUGGCGGUCCAGGCCUGCUGGCGUGUGACUGGACCCGUCCUGUUUGAAUGGUCACUGUGUUUUAUUGACGUGCAAAUCAGUCCGAAGCGGGAAGACGAAACCACCAGGAGCGUUUCGUUAUAAAAGGCCCCCUCCAAAAAAGUUGAAUUGCCCUUCCUAUGUAAAGGCCUUUCACACAGGACCACUUUGGAAAUUCCAUGUUAUUGCCUUUAUUAGUAUAUAUAUUUAAAAAGAACAAUCUACCUGCUAUAUAGUUAGUUACCACAAACCUUUUGAAACACUUGUGGUGACACUGAUUCCAAGAGCUACUACUCAACUUGAAAUCUUUUUUACAUGCAGCUUUCAAACAAAUGCACAUACGCUUGUGUUGAGCCUGUCUUUACCCUCAAUGGUGUCGGGGAAAAAAAAGCAAAUCCAGCUUGUUUCACGCUGCGUUCAACCUUGGCACGUUUGGAUCGUUUAAAAGGAACUUUGGUGCAGUUACACUGCUAGAAAAGAUUGUUAGAUUAAUUCCAAACGUACCGUAUUUUUCGGAGUAUAAGUCGCACCUGCCGAAAAAGCAUAAUAAAGAAGGAAAAAAACAUAUACAGUGGGGCAAAAAAGUAUUUAGUCAGCCAC